AUGGCUACAGCAGCAUCACAGCAAUCGCCCUCGAUGGUGCGCAGCCAUUCAAGCUCUCGCAAUCCGCCCUCCGCCUAUGCUCCAGUGUCGCCGUCACAACCUGCAAGAGCGCGAUCCACGAACACGAGACCCUCGAACCACACAAGGACCAGCUCUCGAACGUACGAGACGCCUCCUCAAUCGAACCCUGCCGCCCUUGUGAACGUUGCUCGCAGAGACUUCGAACAGACCAAUGUCGCCUCUAUGCCUUCCUCCCGGCGUAGCAAUUCUCGCGAUGGACGAGCGGAAUACCAAACAGAUCCAGCAUCGCAUGGUAGAUCAUCUUCCCGCCCUGGAUCUCGGCGUGGUAGUCAGGACUUGACGGCGCCUACGAACGUAGUAGCAAACGGCAGUUCUGCACAUCCCCCCCUCCCGAGCGCCCACGCAAGAAGCGAAGCACACUCGUCACAACCUCAUCCCACCGUCGGCCGGAGGCGCACAUCGAUCACGUGCCAGACAGGAACUUGGUCAUUGGGCAAGACUAUAGGCCAAGGGAGCAUGGGCAAAGUGAAGCUAGCGAAAAACAUCGAGACCGGAGAGCAAGCAGCCAUCAAGAUCGUUCCACGACAAAGCGCCGAUGAACAGGGAAAUCCGAAAGACGAACGCGCAGACCGCUCAAAGGAAAUCCGGACGGCAAGAGAGGCCGCCAUGGUGUCUUUGCUCUCGCACCCUUACGUCUGCGGGAUGAUUGACGUGCAGCGGACGAACUAUCACUGGUAUAUGCUUUUCGAGUAUGUCAAUGGCGGGCAAAUGUUAGACUAUAUCAUUGCGCAUGGGCGGCUGAAGGAGAAGCAAGCCCGGAAAUUCGCUCGGCAAAUCGCGAGUGCUCUCGACUAUUGCCAUCGGAACAGCAUCGUUCAUCGAGACCUCAAGAUUGAGAACAUCCUGAUCAGCAAGACUGGCGACAUCAAAAUCAUUGAUUUCGGUCUUAGCAACCUCUAUUCCCCACGGUCUCUUCUCAAAACGUUUUGCGGGAGUCUGUACUUUGCGGCGCCGGAGUUGUUGCAAGCGCGUCAGUAUACUGGACCUGAAGUCGAUGUCUGGAGUUUCGGAAUUGUUCUAUAUGUUCUUGUCUGUGGUAAAGUCCCGUUUGACGACCAAAGCAUGCCUCAGUUGCAUGCCAAAAUCAAGAGGGGCGUGGUGGAUUACCCUCAGUGGCUGACAGCUGAAUGCAAGAACAUUAUUUCCCGCAUGCUUGUUGUGGAUCCGCGAGACCGAGCAAGUCUUCAAGAAAUCAUGAAUCACCCAUGGAUGACGAAAGGGUUUAACGGACCGCCCGACAACUGUCUCCCUCACAGAGAACCUCUGCAAUUGCCCCUUGACCCCGAGGUCAUUGAGAAGAUGCAAGGCUUUGAUUUUGGAUCAUCUGCCUACAUCACCGACCAGCUGACUCGAAUCAUCGAAUCAGAAGACUAUCAGAACGCCGUACGUAAAAGCUCCAAGGAAGACUACAGCCACUCAUCCAGCACCGGAGAGAAGAAGCGUGGCGUAUUUGAUUUCUACAAGCGACGAAACUCGAUCAGUCGCGAAGGACUUACUGGCCCGUCAUCGGAAGCCAUUCGUGGGUAUGAUCCAAUCAACGCCUACAGCCCGUUAAUUUCAAUCUAUUACCUGGCUCGCGAGAAGCGCGACCGGGAACGACAACAAUCGAACCCCGGGGCUAUAGCCAUGCCGAUGACAGAAAAGGAGUCCCCUCUGAAGUUGCCUGGACUACCAACUCCAGAAGCCGCGUAUACUAAUACGUUUGCGCCGGAGAUGCCCGGGGAGAAGUCUACUGGUGGGCGAGCCAGGCCGCGGGCCCGAACGAACGGCGAAGAUGACACUCCUCAUGGCGGCAAGCCCCUUGAGGUGCCUGAGAAGAAACAUCCUCCCAGCGCAGCUUCUCCGACAGUAAUCCCACAGCCAGAUCAACCGGCGAAGCGUGAAGGAACCACUUUCGGCCUUUUGCGAAGAUUCAGCACUCGACGCUACCGCGAUCGGGACAUAGAACGGCCCCAGCCACCUCCAUCUCUGAACAUUCAACCGCCGGCGGAUUCAGUUGCACCACCACGCAAAUCUUUCUCUGUUCGGCGAUCGCGCAGAAGAGAUCCUAGCCCAUCAACGCAUCAUGCAGGAGGCAGUCAACCUCAGCACGAGGGAUUACUCAGUGCAAGCGGUGGGCUGUCGCGAGCUGGAAAGUUUUUGGGAAGAUCGACCAGCGUAAAUUCAGCUGACUAUCGCCCUCGGCGCGUCUUGCAGAGAGCAACGUCAGGGAACGAGUCCCCUAUGUUGGCACCUGAGCCACCGCCGACUAGCGGAUCAGACCAGUCAAGUGUACAUGCUAGCCGAACCGACAAAGGUGUAGAGCUUACCGAUAAACCCGCACCGAACGCAAGCCCGAUGACCACUCCGCGCACCCCGAACACCACUCGGACGAAAUCUCUGGGGCACGCCCGCCAGGAAAGCAUUCAAGCUCGACGUCGUCGUCAUGAAGAGCGACGAGCUGAGGCUAAUGUUCCUGAAGAGACUGAUGCAGACCUACGAGGCGACGCAGAUGGGUUAGACACCCCGGCUGUUCCCGACACUCCAGGGACAGAAAUAUCCAAGCCAGCGAGUCUCAAGGGCUUAUUCUCGACUUCCACGACCAGCAGCAAGGCACCAGAGUUCAUCAGGCACGAUAUCAUCCGGGUGCUGAAUCAGCUAGGAGUGCAAUACACUGUGAUCAAGGGUGGUUUCUCUUGCCGGCACGCGCCAAGCAUCAAUCUUGACGGGGUCCGAGACACGGCGGCACCGCUUGAUGAUGAGAAAAGUGGUCGUGUUACGAGUGGACAUCAACGACGAAUUUCCUUCGGCGGAGCCUUCCGUGGCAAGGACAGAGAAGAUAUCAGGGACGACAGGCAAGUAUCUCGACACCACACGAGGAGAAGACAGCCUGAUCAGAGUUUCGUGACCAACUCUGAAGGGUCGGACGAGUAUCUGCAAACGAGAGGGCCAGAAACCCACGACCAUGGCGCAACGAGGACCCGUGUACAAGAAGACAGCGGUGAACGCCUCGUGCUCAAGUUCGAGAUUGCCAUUGUGAAGAUACCUCUGCUUUCGCUGCAUGGCAUCCAGUUCAAGAAAGUGCAAGGGGGGAUGAACCAGUACCGGUCCAUGACCUCUGCUAUCCUCAACGCAUUGAGAUUGUGA
Cladophialophora yegresii CBS 114405 is the source of this 3207-nucleotide messenger RNA. Its product is annotated as CAMK/CAMKL/KIN1 protein kinase. Gene Ontology annotation, biological process: microtubule cytoskeleton organization; intracellular signal transduction; protein phosphorylation. Bases 1 to 3207 code for a protein of 1068 amino acids. Gene Ontology annotation, molecular function: ATP binding; tau-protein kinase activity; protein serine/threonine kinase activity. Gene Ontology annotation, cellular component: cytoplasm. Lineage: Eukaryota; Fungi; Ascomycota; Eurotiomycetes; Chaetothyriales; Herpotrichiellaceae. The transcript is spliced from 2 exons. The record is from RefSeq and is a predicted model, not a curated record.